UGUCACUGAGCUUCAGUGUUGUCCCCUGGACGGGUUCGAGUUUCUUCAAUCAGAUACGAGUGCUUUACUGGAUAGAAGUUUCUCUUUUCCCACCUGCGGAGGAAAUACAUACAGAAAAAUGAAAGGGAGAAAGCCCAGUAGCAGCUACUGCAGAGCAUUCUGACAGGACCAUUAAUAUCAAACUGCAGAGUUUAGGAACAGCAGUGGCUAUGGCAUCACUGAACAACCCGCAUGGAUCUCACUGCUGCUGUCCAACAGAGGGUUGUCAAGGGAUAGCCUGUGCAAACUUCAACCCUUCCUUUAGCCCAGCGUCUCAGGCCUGGCCUAGAACUCGGACCACAGCAGCCUCCCUUACCGCAGUAACUAAAGAGGACCAGCCAGCUUCAAAUUCAAGUGACCAAAUGCAGGAAUUCCAAAGUAAUGGAAUUUUCAGUCCGACCAGCUGUGUUUUAGAAGAGGAUGAAACAAAAGGGAUAUUUACAUGUUCUGAAGAGGAGGUGUUGAACAUUACCUUUGAAGCGUGUGACACUAUGGGCACAGGAGAAGUUCUGGCUUCCACUGUUAUGCAAUACUUGCAGGACAUGACAGCUCAAAGCCCUGAAAGAGGUAGACUGUUAAUGCUGUAUAAUAUGCUGGAUCCUGACAGACAGGGUGUCGCAGUUAACAGAGACACUUUCCAUGCCGCUAUGAAGAGAUGGAUUGUCGAGUGCAGCCAGGACUGCAUGCUGGAGGAGGACUGCCAGAAUGCGGAAACUGAGAAGAACAGAACUCAUAUAAAUGGGAAUGAAUUAUUUGCUGCUGAAUCUGAAAAGGCCUUCCACGAAGGAACAGAUGGAUUAGACCAUGAAACAAGUGAUUUAAUGAAUCGCGUUGCAGAUCUACAGUAUGCAAACCAGAAGUUAAGUGAGCAAAACUCCAGCCUCCUACGAGCAGUGGAAAUGUGUGAAGAAGCUAACCUACAGCUGACUGAUGAAAUCGUCACACUGAAGAGCAAAUUAACAAGCUCCCAGCAGUCUGUUUUAAAUGCAAAGUCUCAAGCAGAAGAGCUUGAAGAGGCCAAAAGGGCAACAAGAGACUAUCAAGAAAGAGCCUGUCAGCUACAGACUUCCAGCAGUAAACUGAAAAGAGAAAAUGAAAUUUUAAAUGCAAAGGUGCAAAUACUGGAAGAGAUGAAAGAAAAUCUUACACAGGAAAAAGAAUUGGCUAAAACCAGGAUUUCUGAGCUAACAAAAACAAAAUCUGAGAUGCUGAAGCAGCUUUAUGAAGCACAAAGUUUAUUGGAAGCAAAAGAUGUGGAAAUCACAGAGAAAAUCAAGUUUAUAGAAGAACUAAAGAAUUCCAGGCUGGAAAACCACAAAAUCAUUGAGGGGAUGCAUGUAGAACUAAACCAAUUGCAAGAAAACUCACAGCAAGAGCUUUUGAGAUUUACUGGCAGUCUUCAGAGUCCUACAGGACGACCUGGUGCCCUCCCACUGCUAAACUCUCUGCAGUCAGAAAUCGAGGAGCUUCAGAAGGGCAGUCUUGAAGAGGUUACCACGCCUAUUUGUGGCCUGUUGAUGACAUCUUCUGAGCAGAAAGACGAUUUUCAAACAAUUCUGCAACAGAUAAAAUCACAAGAAGACAGCAGCAUGUUUCAGACAGAGCCUGAAGCGAUGGCAAAUGACAUGAAGCUCCAGAUUGAUGCCUUCAUUACCUCAUGUCAGGGACUGGAUGAGCCUGAUGACGCGUCCCACCUGGUCAUUAUACAAAAAGAGGAGCUACAAAAGAAGCUGAGACAAAUCAUGUUGAACAAUAUACACCAGCUUGAUGGCCUGUUUACACUGAAAGAGGACUGGAAUAAAGCUUUGGAAAAAUUAGAAAGAGUCUACCUCCAGUGUCAACAGCAACAUCUCAACACCAAACACCAUCUAGCAAAUGUGAUAAGACAGCUGGAGCUCCAGAAAGUGCUGAAGGAUGAGGCUGAAGAAAGAGUCUCAGAACAGAAUGAUAGGGCAGCAGAAGCUGAGAAAGGAGCUAAAGAGGCAAAGAAGACGGCAGCUGUUUCCUGGUGGAGAGCAGUGAAAGUGGAAGAGGAGAAGGUUAAAGCCAGAGAAGAGGCAGCUAGGCUGAAGACGAGGCUCUUGGAAACCGAAGGAAGACUGUUGCAAGCCCAAAGAACAAUCGAGGAGAUGGAAAGCAAGGUGACAGUGGAGGAGGAGAAGGUUAAAGCCAGAGAAGAGGCAGCUAGGCUGAAGACGAGGCUCUUGGAAACCGAAGGAAGACUGUUGCAAGCCCAAAGAACAAUCGAGGAGAUGGAAAGCAAGGUGACAGUGGAGGAGGAGAAGGUUAAAGACAGAGAAAAGGCAGCUAGGCUGAAGAAGAGGCUCUUGGAAACCGAAGAAAGACUGUUGCAAGCCCAAAGAACAAUCGAGGAGAUGGGAAGCAAGUCAACCCGUUUAGAACAGAUGCUGUUGGAAUCACAGCAGAGGACCCUAACAGCUGAAACAAGGGCCAGAGUGGCAGAAGACAAAAUGGCUGCCACCUUGAACAUCACUGAGAACAAAGUUAAGGCUGUUGACCAAAGACUAGCUGAGUUACAAGAGGAGAGAAUUAAAGGUAUCCAAGCUGGGGAACAGAAAGUUAUGCAAGCUUUAAUAGAAGCAGACAUGUUCAAAAUGGAAGUCUGCCAGUUAAAUGAAUCAUCUUCAAACUUGCUGAUGAAAUCUGCUAAGGAAAUGGAGGCAAUGAAGGAAAGUGUGUCUCGAGCAGCAGAGUUGGUCAGCUUGACAGAAAGGAGAUUGGCUAUUGCUAAGGAGCGGAUAGAUACAGCAGAGAAAAGGAUACAGGUUACUAAAGAGAGAGCUGAGAGUGCGGCUAUACAUCUCGAUUCUGUGGAAAAAGGAACAGCAACAAAUGAGUUUACAGAUUUGGGAUCAUCAAUGGCUUUAAGCAAACACAGUUCUGCAUAUUUUAAGACAAGUGAUUCAGAGAAAGAAGAGAAGAUGGCCAGUAUUUGCCAAGCUCCUCCAGCUAUCAGUGGCGAACCCAACUUACUAAGAGAUGAGAAUUCUGAAGAGACUGGGAGAAAUACAGGCAAGGGGAAAGAAGAUUCCUGGGCUUCAUUUCUUAAUAAACCUUUACUGCUGCACAGUCCUUUCUUCAGUACUGCUUCUGGGCAGCAUUGUGACGGCCAUUCCACUGCGAGACUACAGACCACUCUGCUAGAUGCCUUGACUUUGGAACUUCUGAGGACAAGACAGCAGAGUACAGGCUAUUGUUUUAAACCAUUUCCACCGUAUCAGCACCGGGAAACAUGCGUGAAGUGUGCUCGUGAAAAGAGAUAUGCUGGUGAAGUGAAUGAAGAAAAUGUAGAAAGGCCAAAGGUCUCAACCAGUGAUGAAAGCACCCAGACAGAUCCAGAAGACAAUGGGAGAAGUCAGGGCUCAGUGACACAACAUUGUGCUGCUCCUAACACAGAGAGGUCUUCAGAAGAUAAGGAGUUGCAGUACUUGCCCCAGGAACUGAGCGAGAGUCUCACCAAGGAGCCAACCCCAGACCUCGCCAAUCCAGCUCCAGACCUCGCCAAUCCAGGUCCAGACCUCACCAGUCCCACUCCAGACCUCGACAAUUCAGCUCCAGACCUCGCCAAUCCAGCUCCAGACCUCGCCAAUCCAGCUCCAGACCUCGCCAGUCCAGCUCCAGACCUCACCAAUCCAGCGCCAGACCUCGCCAGUUCAGCUCCAGACCUCGCCAAUCCAGCUCCAGACCUCGCCAAUCCAGCUCCAGACCUCACCAAUCCAGCUCCAGACCUCGCCAGUCCAGCUCCAGACCUCACCAAUCCAGCGCCAGACCUCGCCAGUUCAGCUCCAGACCUCGCCAGUCCAGCUCCAGACCUCUCCAAUCCAGCUCCAGACCUCGCCAAUCCAGCUCCAGACCUCGCCAGUCCAGUCUCCCGGGCCCCCGGACCCAGGUACCCUCCUCCGUUCCAGACCAUGCCCACCCUCCCAGAAGAAGAAGAGGAGGAUGAAGCAGCAGAGGAGCAGGAGAGCUCGCCCCCCUCCCCACAGGUUGUAGCUGUUGAAGCCAGAAUGGUCAGUGUCCCCUCUAUUGUCCUUCCUGGGGAAGCUGUCACUGCAGAUCAGGAGCUUAAUGCACUUUCACAGAGCAGACCCCACAGCCCAAGACAUCGCCAUCGGAGUUCUUUUUCUUCGGCGAGCUCCAUCACCACAGUUGACAGCACAGGUCAUGUGAUUGACCUAGUAAAAGACCAGCUGCCAGAUGUUAAGCUCUCAGACAAAGACACAAAGAAGAAUCUGGAGCUGCUUGAGGAAGCAAAGAAGGUCAGUGAGCGAUUCUUCAUGCGGAGGGGUCGAAGGUCAACCUGCAGCCUAUCAGAUUCUCCAACAGGUGUCUCUCCUAAUCUCACUCCAAGGUCCUCUCCAGUGCCUUCACGAAGCAGCUCCCUCACUCAGCCCCCCCAGAUUGCCUCAGAUGGAACUGCAGUUAAUUCAGCUGGGACCUCACCCACGCCUCAGCAUCUGGAUGUUCCCAGUGCUAGAGGACAGACAGACAGCAUAGGGCUGGAUACUGAGAGCCCCAGAAAGGGACUGGUGGAUCGACAAGUCAACGAGCAACAGAAGAUUUCUCAAGGAUUGCUUUCACCUCGGCAUGGCUCCUACGGAAACUCCAAAGAAGCAUUGUCAGAACAAAAAGAGAACUGCGAUCCCCGAAUCGACCCUCCAAACACUGAGAGCAGGAAGCUUUCCUUCGGACUCGUUACAAACAUCGGAGAGGAGUCCCCUGCCAUGGUCCAGAAAUCUGUAGAGUACAAGGACUGUCCCUCGGGGAACGCACAACCACAGAAAUCUCCUGCCAGCGUUGUGAACCCUGGUUUGAAGGCCCCCACUAAAGCCCACAAGGACCCCACAGGCGCCUGUACAGCAGAACUCAAAUCCUUUGGCUCUGGCCCGGCUCUCAUGAGAGCUCUGUCCUGGGAUGGCAUGGAGCAGGCAAGCUUGAGAAACAGCUCCCAGGAUUUGCCCACCAUGACUGACGAGAGUUUUACUUUGUAUGACAAAUCCAGUAGUCAGCUGCUAAAAUCUACAGGGUACAAGGACUUCCCCGUGCAGCCGGUCAAAACGCAGAAACUAGUCAAGCUAAGAGAGGAAAAUAAGUUAUUGCGAAACCAAACCAUGGCUGGAUUAAAGUUGCCGGAUCUCAGUGAAACAGCUGAACAGGAAAGAGGCCCCUCUCCUCUACCUUCCCUUCCUCCGCCUAUAGAAGAGGAACCCAAAGAAAAAUCUGAUGUCAUGCCAAACAUUUCUGAUGUCAUGCUUCGCAAACUCAAAGUUCUCAGAUCCCUACCUGGCAGUGCUCCUCCCCUCACAGAAAAGGAAGUUGAGAAUGCUUUUGUCCAGCUCUCCCUGGCCUUUCGAAACGACAGCUACACUCUGGAAACAAGACUGCGUCAAGCAGAGAGAGAGAGAGCCCAGACUGAGGACAACACUGACAAGGAGCUGGAAGAUUUCAAAGGAGUCAUUAAGGUGCACAUGAAACCUGGGGGUUCAAUCCUGCAAUGGCAGAACUGUGAGCAACGGGAAUCCUAUGAGAGGCUGUUGGAGACGAUAGCAGUCUUCCAUCGUCUAGCAUCCCGGCUGUCCAGUCGAGCGGAAAUGGUUGGAGCCGUACGGCAGGAAAAACGGAUGUCAAAAGCUACUGAAGUGAUGAUGCAGUAUGUGGAAAAUUUGAAGAGAACGUAUGAAAAGGAUCACGCAGAACUUAUUGAGUACAAAAAGCUGGCAAACCAGAAUUCAAGUCGUUACGGAGCAGCUGACAGUGGAGAAGAUGGUGUGCCUCGUGCGUCCAGAUCUAUGUCUCUGACCCUAGGAAAGGCCUUGCCCCGCAGAAGGGUCAGUGUUGCUGUGGUCCCGAAAUUCAGCUUGUUGAAUAUUCCUAACCAGUCCCCCGGAGCUGUGACCAACACGUCAUUACCUCCAUUGUGUGAGGUGAACAGUGGGAGAACAAGUGCACCUACAAGCCCAGUGCAACCCCCUAUAACUGAGAAUGGAAAAGCAAGUCGGGACCAGGAAAAUGCAGCUCCUGUUCCUGCCCCACCUCCAAGCAGCCGGGAUGAAAUCAGGUCGGAGAUAAAAGCCAAGAUUGAGGAAGACGCCUACAAUAAAGGGUACCAAGAAGGAUUAAAGAGAAGUAAAGAACUACAGGAAGUGAAGGAAGAGGAGGAGAAAACAGAUGAAAGUCAAAAAGAAGCAGAGGAAAAGGAAAAAGAAUUGGAAAUGGAAACACAAAUGGAAAAGGAAAUAGAAAAUAAAAAGAGCAGCAAAUUUGAAGAAGCUGUGAAUUAUAUUGACAGACUGUGUCCAAAGGUUUUCAGACAGCAUCGCUUGGUCUGGAUUAUUGCAGCUGUUGUGGUGAUCCUGGCUUUCGUCGUUAGCAUUUUCACAUCCUAUAAUAACUCCAGCACUGAAGUGGCUGACACGUCUCCUGGAAAGAGCGCGUGCUCCGGCAAAAAGCAGUAUUUUGGGUGGAAUGUAGGACUGCAGCACAAGAACCCCACACCAGAAUAACACAGAAGUCUCAUUCAUAAGCUUUUGCACACGCACUGUAACAAACAUCAAGAAGAUGGGUUUAGCUAUCCAAAUGGGUACUGUAGUAUAAUACCAAUCACAGUAAUGAUAAAAAUAAUAAAAUAUGAAGAAGCUGCUUAUUCAGUACCCUGAUCAAUUACACAGGUUUACUGGGGCGGACGGACGAACCUAAUGAGGAAUGUACCCAGAGCUUUUGAUAGAUAUUUUGAAGACUCCCUCAAUGUUUAAAGACUUUUUUUUUAAAUCACUGCUUGUUAUCAGGUGUCUAAAACUGUUGCCUUGUUUUGGUCAAAGAAGUAGGGUUGUCUAGAAAUAUUGUUGGACAGAGAGAACCCAAAUUCAUGAUCAGCUGUCUCAGGUUAGAUAAGGACUGAGUUUCAAGGCAGUGAUGUAUUGAAGUAUUUUUUUUUUAAAACUUUCAGAGAGGUAAAAUGUUACUUUGUUAGAUACAAUAUUCUAUAUUAUGUAUUUAAGCAGAGUUAUAGUUCAAAGAUAAGCACAUUUACAGCAGGAUAUUUCAAUUACAGAAGUAGUUUUUAAAGUGCAAUAUUUUUGUAGUAGGAAUACACUGUUUGGAUUUAUUCACAGCACUGGUUUUAUCAGUAGAAGGUGUUGAUUAUAAAGGAGCACUAUUUUUGAUUAGCAUGAUAAUAUUUAAUUUUUUUUAUAUCAUUGUAAAACUUUGCACAUGUGUGCUACCAUUGUACUGUAUAGUGCCACAUACUUGAGUCUUGAAAUAAAGAUGCCUUAAAACCUA
Messenger RNA from Acipenser ruthenus (sterlet), 7341 nucleotides. Its product is annotated as microtubule-associated protein futsch-like. Gene Ontology annotation, cellular component: endoplasmic reticulum membrane. The record is from RefSeq and is a predicted model, not a curated record. The transcript is spliced from 43 exons. Lineage: Eukaryota; Metazoa; Chordata; Actinopteri; Acipenseriformes; Acipenseridae. The coding region runs from base 210 to 6563 and encodes 2117 amino acids.